Caenorhabditis remanei is the source of this 2289-nucleotide messenger RNA. RefSeq lists its product as uncharacterized. Bases 1 to 2289 code for a protein of 762 amino acids. Gene Ontology annotation, molecular function: serine-type endopeptidase inhibitor activity. Lineage: Eukaryota; Metazoa; Nematoda; Chromadorea; Rhabditida; Rhabditidae. The record is from RefSeq and is a predicted model, not a curated record. The transcript has 6 exons.
AUGCUCCCCCUCUCUCUACUACUUAUUUUACUCUUUGGUUGUACUGCGGUCACCUCACAGCAACUGUUAUCCAAUCCACGAUGCAAUCACUGGCCAGAUCGUGGCACGUGUGAGCUCGCGUUUCACGUAAAAUGGUAUUAUGAUCGGUAUGAUCAUCGGUGUCGACGAUUCUUCUAUGGUGGAUGCGAGGGAAAUGAGAAUCGAUUCGACACGUUAGAAGAAUGUUCCUCCCAAUGCCACUACCAAGAACCCACCAACCGUGACCGAUGCUUCCAACCCCACGACCCAGGACAUUGUCAUGCUGACAUCGAACGUUGGUUCUUCGACCAGGACAAGAAACAAUGCGUGUGCUCGUGGUGGUCUGGGUGUGGUGGCAACUCCAAUAUAUACUAUUCUUACAAUCAUUGUAAGCUAAUCUGCGGGGAAUAUGCGGAGCACGGACCGGGUAUUGAUGAGAAGUAUUGGGGACGCCAGAUGAACAGUUCAAUGUCGGCGGAGUCCCGUCUCAUCUUUAACAACCCAACAGCAUACUACAAUCAUCACUCGGAAGAACCGUAUCCAGUGCAAGUUCCAAUUGACAACUCAUUCUAUGACAAUCAUCCAAGACACCUUCCAUAUUCGGAUGACUGGAAUAAUAAUCUGCUGACAAUUAAUAUUAGUCACAGUGAUGAUGGACCGAGCUACUUUCACGCAGCUCCUGUAGUCACUGUUCCACUUCUUAGCCGUGCUGCACAGUCAUUCAAAACUCAAGCUGACGGUCUGACAAUCCACCGUUACGACUCGGAACCACGCCCAAUGCAAGUGAUAGAUCAAAAUACAAACUGGCAGAUUCAAGAACAACAGCCAGUUCAGCAAAAUGGAUAUAUCAAGAGGAAGUUUAAAAUGAUGAAGAAGAAGAUUCCACCGAGAAUGAUUCAUUUGGGAACUCGACCAUCUAGUCCAUCGAAUGCAUAUCGGAUUCAGCUGGAUGGGGACUCCACGGAUAGUAAUCGACCAGUCACUUAUCAAGUGGUUAGAGAGCAAGACGCACACGUUCAACAACACAAUCAAAUCUCUCAAUCGCUGCAAGACGAAGCCGAAGAGACGCAGAGGCGAAUCCAGGAAACACUGCGUCGCAAUUACUAUGAGCAGGCAAGAUAUCAAAGGCCGCCGGUUCAGAUGCCUCCUCCACCACCACCACCCACGCAUCAAGCGAACAAUGAGAACUAUCAUCCGGAGCUAGUCAAUCAAUUCCGCUCGCACCUGGAAGAGCAUGAGAAGGCGUUGCGGAGGAAGUUGGAGGCUCAGUUCCCGGAUCAUAUUAUCACUUUGAUACCUCAUAUUGAGACAGUAAGACAUGCAGAUGGAAAGAAUAUUGUGAGACAGAGAAUCCAAUGGACCGCCCAUCCAAAAGGAGCAAGGGUUCCAGAACUUGCUCCGAUACCUCCAGUUGCUCAGUUGCCCCCAGUUUUCCAACCAACUUCACCAGUCUUCUAUCAGCCAACUUCUCAACCGCCAACCUUUGCUCCAGUUCCAGAAGAAACAGAAGAGCCAACAAUGUCUCCACACGAACUGGCCCGUUUGAAACAUGAAGAAAUGCAGAGAAAAUACAAGGAGGAGAUAGAAAAACGACAGGAAGAACAGAAGAGACAACAGGAGGAACACAAGAAGAAGAUUCAAGAACUCAAAGCACUUCAACAGAAAGAAAGAGAGAGAAUUAUGGCUGAAAGGGAGAAAGCUGAAAACGAGAGAAGACUCCAAUAUGAGAAUGAAAUGAGACAAAGAGCUGAGGAAUACAAGGCAAAAAUGCGGAUGACGACUACACCGACUCCCACGACUACUAUUGAGACAACUACGGAAUACCUUCCAUACCCAACAGUCCCUAUCAGAGAAGUCGUCUAUGAUGCAGAUGUCAGAAGACCUAUCCCUACUAGCAAGUCUCUGGCGGAGCCCAUAGAGCAUGUCCGACCGAUAAUUGAGAAUGUGACACCAGCCUCGUUGAGCUUGGAGGAUAUCAUUGCAAUGGACAACCAACGAUCAGACUAUGAAGAUGAGUAUGAUGUCCCUAUGGACUUCCCGGAUACAGAGGCUCCUCCAUUGACUACGAGAGCUCCGGUGCUCCGAUACACUCCUGCUCCACCACCUCCUCCACCACAAGUCCCUCAACCAAGGGCGCCGGUUAAUGGAGGAAUGUCACCGAUUGUGUUGCCACCGACUAGUGGAAAAAAAUCGAAACUGUUCGCGCCUCCAUCCAGUGAGGAAUACACUCAAGAAGUCGACUUUGAUCCAUACGUAGAUUUUGUCAAAUGA